Messenger RNA from Symbiodinium sp. CCMP2592, 501 nucleotides. Lineage: Eukaryota; Dinophyceae; Suessiales; Symbiodiniaceae. The record is from the annotation of a GenBank genome assembly.
AUGGCACAACUUCAGAAAUCUUGCCUCGGUGAUGCACGACUCCAAGGAGCCGACCUCUCAUGGGCCCAACUCGCAAGGGCUCACCUCCGCAGGGCAAGCUUGAAAUUUGCCAAGAUCCACUGCGCGAAGCUCGAAGUAGCGGACCUCCAAGUUGCACGGCUCCGAAGAGCCGAGCUCUCCGAGGCAGACCUCGGAAUCAACACAGACCCCCGAGCAGCCAAGCUCGGUGAGGCGACCGGCGGUUGCUUCCAAGGAGCUUACCCGGGAGGCGCCAUGUUGCAGGAAGCCACGCUCUUAGAGGCCAAUCUGGAAGGAGAGCAAAUCUCACCAAAGCAGAUCUCGCAAAAGCCCUUCUCAAAAACGCCAAGCUUGACUCAGCGAAGUGGGUCAAGGACUUCCCGCCGAUGGGCGAAGGAACCAACCCUCUGCAAACUGCCGGCUGUCGGGCAAGGCGCAAUGAAGUCCUUUCUGAGAAAGUUCUUCAAAGCUAGCUUUCCUUGA